Molecule: messenger RNA, 1008 nt
Organism: Synchytrium microbalum
Lineage: Eukaryota; Fungi; Chytridiomycota; Chytridiomycetes; Synchytriales; Synchytriaceae
Exons: 11
Coding region: 1-1008 (335 amino acids)
Molecular function (GO): oxidoreductase activity, acting on the CH-CH group of donors, NAD or NADP as acceptor
Source: RefSeq, a predicted model, not a curated record
AUGACCAGAGUAAAUCGUCAAGUGUAUUUCGUCAAGCGUCCUGCAGAAGGUCUGUUCGACCCAAAAGAGACGUUUGAGCUCCGAAAUGGAACCAUUCCAGAACUCCAAGAUGGAGAUGUCCUUGUCAGAACUGUUUUGCUUUCAUUGGACCCAGCAAUGCGAACAUGGAUGAGUGGUGGAGACCGUUCUUACACCACACUACCUGAGAAUAUCAUUAUGCGAGGCUCAAUUGUCGGAAUCGUUGUCGAGUCCAAGGAUGCAAACUACGCUGUUGGUGACCGGGUUAUUGGAGGUCAUGGAUGGCAAGACUAUGGGGUUUCAAAAGGAAACGCCUUGAUCAAGAUCCCAGCGAACACAUCUCUCGAGCACUCCAUGUCUGUACUUGGUGGUGUUGGAUUAACAGCUUAUUUCGGACUUAUCCGAAUUGGCAACCCCGUUAAAGGCGACACAGUCGUUGUUUCCGCUGCUGCUGGAGCAACCGGUUCUAUUACUGUCCAAAUUGCAAAAAUUCUGGGCUGCAGAGUUGUGGCCAUUGCUGGAGGGCCUGAUAAGUGUGCUUGGGUUAAGAGCUUGGGAGCUGACGUCUGUUUGGACUACAAAGCAAAGGACUUUGCUGAACAAUUGACUGCUGCAACACCUAACGAAAUCAACGUGUACUUUGAUAACACUGGUGGAUCUAUCCUUGACUUAUGUUUGUCGAGAUUGGCUAUGAAGGGACGCGUAGUGCUUUGUGGAGCGAUUGCCACUUAUAACGAAAAAGAGGUCGUUGGGCCAUCCAAGUACUUGGCUCUCCUCUUCAAGAGAGCGCGUAUGGAGGGUUUCAUUGUAACGGACUUCCUUUCCGAGUUCGACCAAGGACGACAGCAGUUACAGACCUGGUUGUCUGAAGGUAAAAUCAAGUCUACAACAACGAUAGUCGAUGGACUUGAGAAUGCGCCUGCUGGCCUGCUGAAAUUGUUUACCGGUGAUAACACGGGUAAAUUGAUGGUAAAGGUCUCUGACGAAUGA